Anopheles bellator is the source of this 2354-nucleotide messenger RNA. RefSeq names its product acetylcholine receptor subunit alpha-like. The transcript has 10 exons. Gene Ontology annotation, molecular function: transmembrane signaling receptor activity; acetylcholine-gated monoatomic cation-selective channel activity. The record is from RefSeq and is a predicted model, not a curated record. NCBI's taxonomy places the organism in Eukaryota, Metazoa, Arthropoda, Insecta, Diptera, Culicidae. Gene Ontology annotation, cellular component: postsynaptic membrane; synapse; neuron projection. Bases 44 to 2182 code for a protein of 712 amino acids. Gene Ontology annotation, biological process: regulation of membrane potential; monoatomic ion transmembrane transport; signal transduction.
AACGAAUUAAGGUCACUUAGGGUUCAGGGCAACAAGAAAUGCAAUGAGGCUGCUACACGGUGUAUACUUCGUCAUUUUCGCCGUCGUAUCCGUGUGUGGUGGAAAUCCCGAUGCCAAACGUCUCUACGAUGAUUUGCUCAGUAACUACAAUAAGCUGGUUCGACCUGUGGUGAACGUUACCGAUGCCCUCACGGUAAAAAUCAAACUGAAACUGUCCCAACUGAUUGACGUGAACCUUAAAAAUCAAAUCAUGACCACAAACUUGUGGGUCGAGCAGACAUGGUACGACUACAAGCUGAAAUGGGAACCGAAAGAGUAUGGCGGUGUGGAAAUGUUACACGUGCCGUCAGAUCACAUUUGGCGGCCGGACAUCGUGCUGUACAACAAUGCCGACGGCAACUUCGAGGUAACAUUGGCCACCAAAGCAACUCUAAACUAUACUGGACGGGUGGAGUGGCGCCCUCCUGCCAUUUACAAAAGUUCCUGUGAGAUAGACGUGGAGUACUUUCCGUUCGAUGAACAAACGUGCGUAAUGAAGUUUGGCAGUUGGACGUACGACGGAUUCCAGGUGGAUCUACGCCACAUUGACGAAGUGAACGAAACAAAUGUUGUAGAGGUGGGUGUCGAUUUAUCGGAGUUCUAUACUUCCGUCGAAUGGGAUAUCCUUGAGGUGCCAGCGGUUAGAAAUGAAAAAUUUUACACGUGUUGCGACGAACCGUACCUAGACAUCACGUUCAACAUUACCAUGCGUCGGAAAACAUUGUUUUAUACCGUAAAUCUGAUCAUUCCCUGCAUGGGCAUUAGCUUUCUUACAAUACUGGUAUUCUAUUUGCCAUCGGACAGUGGAGAAAAGGUAUCGUUAAGCAUAUCGAUAUUGCUAUCCCUAACCGUGUUCUUCCUGCUUUUGGCGGAAAUUAUUCCUCCGACGUCGCUCGUGGUGCCGCUGCUAGGAAAGUUUGUUCUCUUCACGAUGAUAUUGGAUACCUUCAGUAUAUGUGUAACAGUGAUAGUGCUGAAUAUACAUUUCCGAUCACCUCAAACGCACACGAUGGCACCAUGGGUCCGAACCAUCUUCAUCAACCAUCUGCCAAAGUUGCUAGUUAUGCGCCGCCCGAUCUACCAACCGCUGCAUCACUUCAGUGCUGCUUCGCAGCGAUUUAUGUUGCGGUCGUGCAAUGGUCUGGGCGAUAUCAUUCCACCCCUGCCGCCAACAAUUGCAUUCGAUCCAACGGAACUGCUAGAUCACCAUUUGCUUGAUUCCAACGACAGUCUCAACACCUGCCGGUUGCACGGUAGCCCAACGCAUCACCUGUACAACCAUCCGCACCGGGCCGGCGACGGACGGCUCGGGCAUCACCUGCACCACAGCGCGCUGAUGCGGGACAUGGACCUGAUCGAUGACAUGCCGCUAGACUACCACGACCACAACCACCACAACUCGCCGAUGUCACCGAUCAACCUGAACCUGCUGGGCGGCGCCGCGAGCACGGCCGUACCGAACCGCACGCAGCUGGUCGGUGCCAGCGCGGCCAGUCUGCUCGAUCCGAACAGCAACUUCCACAAGAGCCUGACGACGGCGGCGAACGCAGACGCCAAGAGUGCGCCGAGCCUGAUCGUGAACAGCGUGGCUGCCGGGUCGGCCAACUCGCACUCGCAGUUGCCCUGCUGCAACAGUCUCUUCCUGAACGACCUGCGCCAAGCGACCACCGGCUCCGUCAUCGUCGGCGGUGCGACCGUUGAUCUGCUGAUGAGCAACGCAGGGGUCACCUUGCCGCUCAACAACAAUCUACCGGGGGUGACCAUUCCGAGCGGGCUGAUCAUCAACACCACCACCAGCGAUGGUGGCGAUGGUAACGCGGCCGCCGCGAAGGCGGACAAAGCGAACCGCAACCGGUGGCUCGAGUGUCCGGAGCUGACCAAGGCUAUGGACGGGGUGACGUACAUUGCUGACCACACGCGCAAAGAGGAGGAAAGCUCGAGGGUUAAAGAGGACUGGAAAUUCGUGGCGAUGGUACUCGACCGGCUAUUCCUGUGGAUCUUCACCAUCGCGGUGGUGUUCGGGACGGCCGGUAUCAUACUGCAAGCGCCAACCCUGUACGACACGCGCGUACCGAUCGACAUCAAGAUGUCGGAAAUUGCCACAACGACAGCGAAGCCGUACAUCGCCAAACCGGUGCUGUAAGAACGGGGAGGUGCUACACACCCACACCCACACCCACACACAUACACUUUUGUGUUCACACGUGUUCUUCUGGUGGAUCCGCAAACCGCUAGGGGGUCCCCGGGCCAGCCAGCCAGGGCCAGGAGCAUUAGGGCAUGAAACUUUAGAUUUUUUUCUACAGAUUUACAAACGA